AAACAAAGGUAAUGAUUUUCGUAAUAUGGUUGAUAUUAAUAUAGUCAAGUUCAAUUUUCGUAAAUAACAAGGUCGGUCUUAGUUCAUAUGAAGGGCCUGUUUCCAAAUGUAGACCCAAUAACAAUAACAAUGUAAUAAUAGAAAAGAAAAUGGAGAGAGAAUGGCAGCCAGAGCGCGGCAAACUAAAAGCUUUUUGAAAUUGUGAAAAUGGCGGCAUUAGCAUCAUCAAUUCAAUCCCUCUCUUAUUGUCCCACAGGAUCAAAAUUGAAAAUUUCUGCAUUUUCCUUUGCACCCAAAACCAUUAUAAAAUCAUUUCGUUCAUUAUUCAGAGACUUAGGCGCAUAACAAGCAUCACCUGUAUCUGCUAAAACCCUAAUCUAAUCCUUCGGGUUUUUAAUGGCCAGCAAAGAAAAUCAAGUGCCCAGGGCAAACAGGGCGCCCCGGAAACGACCCAGUGAGUGCGCGGAAGGGAUUCCAGUGGUAAAGAAGCGGGUGGUGCUUGGGGCGGUCACCAACACCUCGUCAAAUGCUUCCGGCUUGUCUCAAUUAUCGGUUAUUGGCAAAACCCAGAAACUCAAACCCAAACCCAAACCCGUUUCGAAGAAGACAGGAAGUGAAGUGAACCUCGAGUUGUUGGUUAGCCCGGGAUCUGAUGAGCCGCAAAAACUUGGAUAUGCUUCUUUAUUAUAUCGGCAUCUACACUCUUUGGAGGUCGAGGCAAAAAGGAGGCCUUUGUCUAAUUACAUGGAAAAGGUUCAGAAGGACAUAAGCCCAGUUAUGCGAGCGAUUCUGGUUGAUUGGUUGGUAGAGGUUGCAGAAGAAUACAAGCUUAUUUCAGACACCCUUUACCUCACUGUAAACUAUAUCGACAGAUACCUGUCUACUCAUAACUUGAUCAGGAAUAAGCUUCAGCUUCUUGGGGUAUCGUGCAUGCUUGUAGCAUCUAAAUAUGAAGAGAUUACUCCUCCACAUGUUGAAGAUUUUUGUUACAUAACAGACAACACAUACACAAAAGAAGAGGUUCUGCAUAUGGAGAGAGAUGUCCUCAGGUUUUUAGAUUUUGAGCUGGGUAAUCCAACCACUAAAACCUUUCUCAGAAUUUUUUCUAGGGCUGCUCAAGAAAAACCCAUGUUCUCAAAUCUCCAAUUCGACUUUUUGUGCCAUUAUCUUUCUGAGCUAAGUUUAUUGGAUUAUGGUUGUGUCCGCUAUAUUCCAUCAACGGUUGCUGCUUCAGCCAUCUUUCUUGCAAGAUUGACUAUCCAGCCAAAACUUCAUCCAUGGACCCAGGCAGUGCAACAGCAUACAGGUUAUAGACCAUACGAAUUAAAAGAAUGCAUCCUUAGACUUCACAAUCUGCAGCUCAAAAGUGAAACAUCUUCACGAGCAAUUCACCAGAAAUAUAUGGAUCACAAGUUCAAAUGUGUUGCUUCCCUGAUUCCACCCUUAGAAAUUCCAGCUUGCUUUUUUGAGAUUCCAAAUCAAUUAACUUCCACAAUCUGCUGAAGAAAUCAACUAGUCAUGUCUUUGAAGGACAACUGAACUGACAAACUCCCGCAUUACUGUCUGUAUCGUCUCUUGAACUUGUGAAGGCAUCAUAUCUGAAGGCUGAAGAAACUAGUCCAGUAAUCCUGGAGUUGGAGUUAUAUUCCUUUGCUGUGCUGGAAUUCCAUCAUGGCUUGAUUUUGGAAGCUGGGGAACCUGAGUAAAAGUAGAACCUACUUAAAUGAGUUGUAAUGUAUAUCCUUUUCUUGAAAUGAAUAGCAUCAGAAUCCUGAAUGCCUCUGUUUCUUGUUCCUUUAGCUAUCGACAUAGUAACCUAUAAGA
Molecule: messenger RNA, 1824 nt
Organism: Sesamum indicum (sesame)
Lineage: Eukaryota; Viridiplantae; Streptophyta; Magnoliopsida; Lamiales; Pedaliaceae
Product: putative cyclin-A3-1
Biological process (GO): mitotic cell cycle phase transition
Molecular function (GO): cyclin-dependent protein serine/threonine kinase regulator activity
Source: RefSeq, a predicted model, not a curated record